This is a messenger RNA of Microsporum canis CBS 113480, 1572 nucleotides long. Its product is annotated as thiolase. NCBI's taxonomy places the organism in Eukaryota, Fungi, Ascomycota, Eurotiomycetes, Onygenales, Arthrodermataceae. Bases 1 to 1572 code for a protein of 523 amino acids. The record is from RefSeq and is a predicted model, not a curated record. Gene Ontology annotation, molecular function: acyltransferase activity. The transcript has 8 exons.
AUGGCGAGGGAGAGUCUAAUUCCAGUUGUUAUUGGGGUAGGGGAUAUUAAGAACGGGUCAAGAAAACUUGAGGAUGCAAUUGAGCCUGCAUAUUUAAUGCUUAAUGCAAUUUACAAGGCAAUUGCUGAUACAGGCCUUUCCCCUGAGGUGUCCAAGGAACUUCAAUCAAGUAUAGACAGCUUGGAUGUUGUUGCUUCUUGGACUUGGCCUUAUCCGGACCUCCCCACCCUUCUGUCAAAUAAACUGGACAUUCAACCUCAGCACAAAUUCUAUAGCCACCAUGCAGGCAAUGCGCCAGGUAAAUUAUUCGACGAAGCUGCUCGGCGUUUAUCACAGGGAAAGAGCAAGGUAGCAGUGGUGACUGGGGGAGAAGCCUUAGCAUCAUUGGAUGCAUUUGCGCGUGCGGGAAAGCUUGCGCCGUCAACUUGGACAAAGCCUGCAAAAGAAGUGACUGAGGUAUUUCAGCCAAAGGGAUCAAAAAGGGAAGAAAAUAUUGGAACUAUACACUCUGUCGGGUUACCCCUACACGUUUAUCCAAUGUAUGAGAAUGGACUUAGAGCAUAUAGAAAACAAUCAAUGCAGGAGAACAUGAAAGAGUCCGCUGAAUUAUAUGCCGAAUUCUCCAGAAUUGCUGAAAAGAAUCCUCUCUCUUGGAAUUUUGGAAAGCCUGCAGAAACAGAACAAUCUCUGAGUACUGUUACUGAGAGAAAUAGGAUGAUCUGUUACCCUUACCCGCUAUUGAUGAAUGCUUUUAAUACCGUUAAUUUGGCUGCGGCGUGCAUUCUAACAACAACGGAUACUGCUCGUCAGCUCGGCGUGUCCGAGGACAGAUGGAUCUACCCAUUGGGCGGUGCAGGUACCAGAGACAGCAAUAAUUUCUGGGAAAGACCGAACUUCUACUCCAGCCCAUCGAUUUCUAAGUCAAUAGAUGCAGCUUUAAUUUCCUCCGGGUUGAGUAAAGAAGAUGUGGACCUGUUUGACUUCUACUCCUGCUUUCCCAUUGUUCCAAAACUUGCUGCGCUCCAUCUAGGCUUACCCGUCAAUGGAUCGAAACCUGUCACCCUCCUAGGUGGAUUGACUUCCUUUGGGGGAGCAGGAAACAACUAUUCUAUGCAUGCUAUAACUGAGAUGGUGCGGCAACUAAGAAAAUAUACGGGAACUCCUAGAUAUGGCCUGAUCCUCGCAAAUGGCGGCGUGCUAACUUACCAACAUGCUAUUUGCCUCUCGUCUAUUCCUAGAAAAGAUGGUGCUCCCUACCCAGUUGAAAAUCCUCUCCCUGAGGAAGUGACAGACGUUGCGAUUCCAGUUGUUGAUGCUCAAGCAGAGGGCGAAGCAAUAAUAGAGACGUACACUGUUGAGUUUAACCGGGAUGGGAGUCCGAUGUGCGCAUAUAUCAUCGGUCUCUUGAAGAACAAUGGCCAUAGAUUUAUCGCGAAUCAUGCGGAUGGUUUAACCUUGGAUGAAUUGUCGAAUCCCAUCACGGAGCCGAUUGGAAGAACUGGUUAUGUUACCAAAGACCCUGAUGAGGCAGGAAGGAAUCUAUUUUCUUUGAGAUCACCUAACAAGCUCUGA